UGCUCCUUGUUCCCCAGCGAAGCCUAUUGGGAUCCCCAGAAUUCACUCAGAUUCUUUUCAUAUGACACAUAAGGUCCCAGUUGGAGAUACUCCCUACGUGAAGGCCAAAAACGUCCAGUUGAUGGACAAGGACCCAGAAAGGGCGAUUCCUCUAUUUUGGGCUGCAAUUAAUGCUGGAGAUAGAGUUGAUAGUGCUCUUAAAGAUGUGGCAAUUGUGAUGAAACAACAGAAUAGGGCGGAGGAAGCCAUUGAAGCUAUUAAGUCACUAAGAAGUCGGUGUUCAGACCAAGCACAAGAGUCUCUGGAUAAUAUUCUUCUGGAUCUUUACAAGGUUCCUUUGUUUUCUUUUCUUUUCUGAUUUCAUCUCUUAUG
Molecule: messenger RNA, 372 nt
Organism: Macadamia integrifolia
Lineage: Eukaryota; Viridiplantae; Streptophyta; Magnoliopsida; Proteales; Proteaceae
Product: protein POLLENLESS 3-LIKE 2-like
Exons: 2
Coding region: 62-358 (98 amino acids)
Source: RefSeq, a predicted model, not a curated record